AUGAAUACCACGCCGGGUACCCAAAAUGAAGAAAGGAACGAACGGGGCGAAGGAUCUUUUCCAAAAAGGAAUGAUAAUGAAGACAGCGAGUAUAGCGAUUCGUUUGUUGAGCAUCUGUUUAAUGUGAAUAGGAAAGGCCCUGGAGGGAGGAGGGGCAAUCUGUAUGGACAAGGCCCCCAGUUUGAAAAUGACCCAUGGGAUGGAGACUGUAACUGGUACGAUGCGGAGGAAGCACCCGGUGGGGGAGGCAUUCCCUACGUCGAGGCAGGGGAGCAGGAGGGGCAGCCCACUCGGGAAGACGAAGACGUGAUGAAGUACUACGCAGUAGUGAAGAGCAACAAAAUGAACGACCAGAUUUUGCAAAGAGAAAUUGACCACCUGCUGAACUUCAGCAGCAAAGUGGAAACGUAUGAGGAAAAGCAAAAGAAGUUGCUUUGGGGCUCGGCCAACGAUGAGGGAAUCGACCCGUGUCUGUGCAGCUGGAAGGGGGGGGCAGACCAGAAAGACCAGCAAGACGAGGGAGAUGCGGCAGACCAGCAAGAUGAGGGAGAUGAGGCAAGCCAGCAGGACGACGCUGACCGUGACGGAACAGUUUUGCUGCCCCGGUUUGUAGAGGACCUACGCAGGGUGAAAAAGCAUCCGCUGAGGGAACGAGCGGAGGGCGCCCCCCCAAGCGGCGACAAAGUAGGGGUGAGUCAACCGGAUGGAAGCGACCACUUGGGAGGAAGCAACCACCUGGGUGGAGGCGACCACCUGGGUGGAGGCGACCACCUGGGUGGAAGCGAAAUAGCUCACUCGCUCAACAGCACACACAUCACCUUCAACGAGAAGAGACUACUAAACAUGAGCAACAUUCAUUUGAACAACCUGCUGUACUUUUACCUUUGCUGCAAUGAGGAUGACGCCUUGGCGUGCCUGGAGGGGGGGGGGAAGCGCGUCUACACGUAUGAUUCGUACGCCUUUGAGGGGCUGGAGGGGGGGAGCGAGGCCUCGAGCAACGCCCCGUCGGAGGGCAGCUCCAGGUCGAGCUCCAUAAGCGACGAGGAGUUGCUGCUGCUGCGGUACGGUGACGAGGAAGGGGGCGGCUACGCGGGGGAGUGCGACGAGGCAGACUGCUCUAGUGAGGAGGAGGGCUGCUAUAGUGAGGAAGCAGACUGCCACGGGGAGGAUUCAGGCCGCUGUACUGAGAACCCCCUGCGCAGGAGGAAGAGAAAACGGAGCGCGAAGCGCGGCAGGCACGGCGGGAAGGGAGCCUCCGCCACCCCGUCCCCCGCUGAGCCAACGAAAAUGAGCAAAGAGGUAGAAUCGCUAAUGAACAAGGCAAACAGCUGCUACAUUAGCCAAAACUUCGACGAAUGUAUAGCCGUCCUGGAGAAGGUGAUUAAGUUGGCGCCCAGCUUACACGACCCCUUUCACCUGCUCGGAUUGAUACAAGAGAGGGAAUAUAAAAAUGUGAAGAAGGCCAUCAACUAUUAUUUGAUUGCAGCUCAUCUGUCGAGGAAUGAUCACCUCUCAUGGUACAAUCUCAUUGAGCUGUGUAAGAUGGAAAAGCAGUACCGCCUCAUUUUGUAUUGCCUUUUUAAGGUGCUACGGAUAUAUAAGAAGAAGAUUGCCAAGAGGGAGAAGAGGCGCAUCGUGGGGGGGUCUCCCCAGGGACAAGUCGAUUACAAAGGGGGUCACCCCUCUUGCGGUGAUGACCAUGGAGAUGCCAUCCCAAAGGAGGGUCUCACCUGUGAUGAGUACCUCAGACCAGCUAACAGAAACGAACACAUGAAGGAGCUGGACCCUUUUUUGAAACACCUCUAUUUUAAUGUAGCCUUUACGUAUUUGCUGCUGGAGGAUUAUAAGAAUGGGUUGAAGUGGCUGCUGCUUCUGAAGAACGCCUGCGGGGGGGAAGUAGACACCCUGGUGGAUUUAUACAUUUGCUUAUGCCUCGCGGUGGUGCGGAACCCACACGAUAGUUACCACUUCUUGAAGCGUAUGUUCCUGCGCGUGGUGAGGGGGAAGCGGCGGGGAGGAACCGCACCAUUGGAGGAAAGACCCCCCCGCGCGGACGGCUGGUCAUAUAAAGAAAAAAGCACCAUCUGCUUCUUCAUGCAAAGUCAAAUCCUAAACGGAAAGUACGAUGAGUGCAUUUUUGUUUUUUGGAUGCUCACCCGGAUGAGCAGCGAGAGAAUCCACGUGGAUGUAUUUACCCAGUUUGUGAGGGCCCUCUUGAUGGUCGGCCACGUAGAUUAUGGCUACCUCACUAAGUGCCACUUUGUGCAGGUGAUUUUGGGGAACCUCGCCCUUUUCGAGGACCUCGUCUUCCACCUCGCGGAGGCCUACUACGCGCGGGGCCUGUUCGAGGGCGCCAUUUAUUUCUACAGGUUGGUCUACGCCCGCCGGAAGGGGGGAGCGCUGAACGAAGCGGUGAACGAAGCGGCGAGCGAAGCGGUGAACGAAUCGGUGAGGACCAUUUCCCCGGGGGAGGAACAGCCCUCCCCAGAUGACCCCCCCUCCCUGCGCUGCACCAAGCGCGGCACCAAGCGCGACACCCUGGUGGGCUACGAAGGCGGCGUGCACCUCCCCGCCACGGCGUACAAGCUAGUCAAGUGCCACUACUACCUGCAGAACUACACCAAGGCAGAAAAAAUAAUUGCCAAAAUGUUGAAGAGCGAACACUUAAAAAAACACAACUUAGAAAUUGAUAUAAAAACGCUCUACAUAGAUAUCCUCCACAAGACCAAGAGGCACAACAAGGCCAUCAGCAUCCUCCUAACCAUUAAGCAGAAGAAGCUCAGGUUCAUGGGCUCCAUCCCAACCCCUCUGGGCAAUAAAGAGAGGGAACUCCUCCUCCUGAAGAUCCUAAAUAGGAAAAACAAACUGCUGCUCUACCUAUCUCAUAACAGCUACAUCCUACACAUGUUCUACGUGUAUCAAAAGAAGGAGAGCGUCUUCCACCAACACGACCAUUUUUUGCCCAGCCGGGAUGUAAACGACAUCAUUAGGCUGCGGGAGAACAUUUGCUUUUGCUACUUCUGCGUCAGGUACAAUUUCAGCGUGCUGGGCCUCCUCUACCUGUACAACGUUUUGCUCUUCCUUGGCUCCACCCGCGCCAAGGGCAAUCGCGGGCAUCGCGGGCAUCGCGGCGAGUGUGGCGAACACGGCAACCGCUCCACCCGCGCUAGACUGAGGCGGCGGAUUGCCAGCCUGCACACCUACCGCGAGUACGUGGUGUUCCUCGCCACGUCCUUCCGCAUUUUCAAAAGGGGGGAGAAGCCGGAGGACCUCGACAUCGUGCACAAGGAUUUGAGGCUGGACGGCACGCGCCUGUACUAUAGGGGCGCGCUGGUCUUCGACGUGCAGCGGGUGCUCGCCAAGCGCGCGGCAAUGGGCACGUCCCCUAACGAUGUGGACGCCGCUUCCCCCACCGCUGCGAACGCUUCUUCCCCUAACGCUACGAGCUCUGCCUCCCCCACCGCUGCGAACGCCGCUUUGCGCAGCCGCCUGCGGAGGCACGCGCGGGGAGUCGAGCUGGAAAUAUUCAGCAGCAAAAUUGUGGUGAAAUUCUACAAGUUCAGCUACAGCUUCUUUUCCUUCCUGUACGAGACGGAGCAGGACUUCAAGCGAGUGCACACCGCCAUGGAGAAGGACGUUAUGAGCUUCAGAAGGGGGAGAAGUGACGUGGCGGCGGUGGCAGCGAUGGAGGCGUCGCCGGGGGGGUGGCGGUCCCUCUUCGUGCCGCCGGGGUAUGCUCGUGAGGAAGGCGAGCCGCCCAGUGGCUCCCCCACCGGGAAAGUUGCCCCCCUCCCCCAAUUGGAGAGACCCCCAUUGGAGGCCUUCCCUGCGGAGGAGGCGCCAAAGCGAAGCAAGCGGUUCUCCUUCCUCAUGAUGAGGAAGAAAAUGAACCUGUUUUCGUUCGAAAAUUACCUGGGGCUGUAUUUCAGCCUGCUGUUCCUGGAGGAGUGCCUCUUCAUCGUGACGACGAUGAACAUGUACGAAGACGCCAUACACAUCCUGAGCGUUUAUUUAAAAAAUAGGAAAUCUAGCAAAAUGAAGUUCCUGACCUACAUGAAGGCAGUGAAGAGGGAGUUUCAGAAGCACCGAAUUAGCAACCGCUUUCGCAACGUAGGGGUGUACUUCUUCAACAGCACCUACUCUGGUAUGAUCAAAGAGGAGAUGCGAAGUGAAUAUAAAAAUUUUUGCAAAAUGAAUGAGCAUGUAGAUUGCAAGUAUUUCCUCUUCCGCAUUAACCUGCUCCUCAACCGGCUCUACAUAUCCAGUGGGGACUUUGAAAGGCAAGUCAAAUGCCUCAACGACGUUUACAUUUUUAAGAGAAAGGAAAAGGACGAGUAUAAAGUUUUAAAAUAUUACUGCGACAUCGUAUUGACGGGACCGUUUUGCCAAAACUACUUGUCUUCCAUCUCGAGGUCUAGACAUAAGAACAUUCUAAUUACCUUUCGACUGUUCCUGGUGAGGACCCUACAUUGCAAGAAUAGCAAUCCGUUUUUGAUUUACCUCAUCGGCAAUGUUUGCAACCUGUCCUGCAUGAUCGUCAACUCGGUGCACGAGCACACGCGCGCGUAUGCCUUUUUGCUGAAGGGCAGGAAGGCCAACCGGCAGCGCCUGCUGCGGGGGCGGCGCGCUAAGGGGGUCAAGGGGGUGAAGCGGGUCAAGGGGCGCGCCAGCGACUCGGAUGGGGGAGCGGUUGGAGGAGCGGCUGGGGGAGCGGUUGGAGGAGCGGCUGGGGGAGCGGUUGGAGGAGCGGCUGGGGGAGCGGUUGGAGGAGCGGCUGGGGAAGCGGCUGGCGGAGCGGCUGGCCAACCGGAUGGCGAAGUGGAUGACCAAUCGGAUGACCAAUCGGAUGACCAACCUAGUGACGCCGCCAACUCCGCCAACUCCGCCAACCCCGCUGAGGAGCUGGAGGAGGAGCACUUCCUGUUCAGCAAGCUGCAGCUGUGCGGGGAGCGGAGGCGGCGGAGCCAAGCGGAGGACGGCUUCGAGGGCGUGGCGGACGAGCUGAACUUCCUCUUCAGCCUGAUGACGUCCUACUUCAACUACGCCAGCGGCUACAGGGUGCAGAACAGGGAGUCAGUGAUGAUGACCUCCUUCUGCCUCCUCAACGACUACAUCGGUAAGAGGUACCACCAGAAGGUCAUUCACAAAAAGAAGAAAUACAAGCGGAGGUCCCUCUUCUACAAGCCAUAUAAGUACAUUUACACUGCAGAAAUUUUAUAUAACCUAGGAAGGGCUCUACAUCAGCUCUCCUACUUCUCCGAGUGCAUGAAGCUUUACAUGAGUGUCAUCCGGUUGGUGAGGCGGGCAGACAAACAAGUGAAAAGGAUCUGCUCCGCCAACAAGCUACUCCUAAACAGGAGAUUUAUAUUAGAACACGUCGUGAACAUGAAUCGGUGCAUGUGCUUUUCGUGCCUCUACUUUUGCCCCAGGGGACCAGCCACGCCCCUGAACCACCUCGCCAACUACUACGGCAAUUUGAACACCAAGUACUGCAGCUUGUUUCUCCUGUUCUUCGACCGGCGCCACCUCCUCUUUUCCGCCGCCUACAACUUGGGCGUCAUCUUUAGGAAGCUCAACCGCUUCGAGCAGGCCAAGCACGUGCUGGGGAACAUCCUCUGGGAUUGA
This is a messenger RNA of Plasmodium vivax (malaria parasite P. vivax), 5625 nucleotides long. RefSeq lists its product as hypothetical. The transcript has a single exon. Gene Ontology annotation, molecular function: protein binding. Gene Ontology annotation, biological process: transcription by RNA polymerase III. Bases 1 to 5625 code for a protein of 1874 amino acids. Lineage: Eukaryota; Apicomplexa; Aconoidasida; Haemosporida; Plasmodiidae. Gene Ontology annotation, cellular component: transcription factor TFIIIC complex. The record is from RefSeq and is a predicted model, not a curated record.